Molecule: messenger RNA, 2599 nt
Organism: Oreochromis aureus
Lineage: Eukaryota; Metazoa; Chordata; Actinopteri; Cichliformes; Cichlidae
Product: interaptin-like
Exons: 1
Coding region: 358-2568 (736 amino acids)
Source: RefSeq, a predicted model, not a curated record
CUGUGGAUGCUGAAUCAGCAUUCACACUAAUAAUAAAGAGUCAAAGAACAAUACUGUGGAUGCUUAAUUAGCAUUCAGACUAAAAAAUAACAGAAUAAAACUUGACUCACCUAAAAAAAAGAAUCCUCAUUCAUAUAUGUCAUGUGACAGCCUAAUUCCUAUGACAUCAUACUACGAUGGUUCUUUCAGAUUAAAGGCGCAUAUAUGCCUUUGAUCCAAAAGGCAUAAAUAGGGGUGCAAUCCUAAACUUUUAGUCCGUUUGUUCGCAGCACUCGUGUUCGCAGCAUUCAAAGUACGCCUUAGAAACAUUUUGAAACAGUUGGCUCUUUUACACAGUCAUUUUAUCAAGACUACAACAUGUCUGAAAGAAAACACAGCAAAAAACCACAAGCUUACGCUGGCUGUCCUCUCGAGGGUGCACAGCCAAAUUCCCCAGAUGACGUUUUAUCCGUCCGAAGGGCAUCUGCUGAAAGUAGGCAGGUAAACCAAACUCUAGAGGACAGGAUUAAACAAAUCCAAGCAGAGAAGAUUCAACUUGAAGAGCAGUGCAGACAAAUGGAGACCCAAAAUAAACAGCUGGAAGAAAGGCACAAUGGAUUUGUCAAGAACCAACAAGUCUUGCAAGUAAAGCUUAAUGAAGCACUGCACAGAAAUGCAGAAAUGGUUCAUGAGAAGAAAGAACUGGACACUAAAUACAGAGAACUGGAGGCCCGAAAUAAAGACAUGGAAGAAAGGCACAAGGAAAGUCUCAUGAACCAACAGAAGCAGCCCAACGUGGACAUCAUAAAUGAGGGCUGGGGAGUAAUGUUUAAUCAAGCUAAGCAGCGCAUUGUAAGCCUGAUGUCAGAAAAGAAGCAGAACAUCUGUGAGUUAAGAACAAUGUCCUACCAGCUUCAACAAGCACAAGCUGUUAAUCAGGAGAUCUAUGGGAAUCUCGAACACGCUGUCAACCUGAAUCAGCAGCUGCAAGUACAGCUUGAUGAAGCAUUGGAGAAAAACGAAGAGUUUCUUCAAGAGAAGAAACAGCAGGACAUAAAGGAGAAACAGAUGGAAUGCAAACUUCAGAACAUGAAGAAACAAAAUGAAGUUUUGCAAGUAAAGAUUAAUGAAGCACUGCACAGAAAUGCAGAAAUGGUUCAUGAGAAGAAAGAACUGGACACUAAAUACAGAGAACUGGAGGCCCGAAAUAAAGACAUGGAAGAAAGGCACAAGGAAAUGCUCAUGAACCAACAGAAGCAGCCCAACGUGGAUAUCAUAAAUGAGGGCUGGGAAAUAAUGUUUAAUCAAGCUAAGCAGCGCAUUGUAAGCCUGAUGUCAGAAAAGAAGCAGAAGAGCUGUGAGUUAAGAACAAUGUCCUACCAGCUUCAACAAGCACAAGCUGUUAAUCAGGAGACCCAUGGGAAUCUCGAACACGCUGUCAACCUGAAUCAGCAGCUGCAAGUACAGCUUGAUGAAGCAUUGGAGAAAAACGAAGAGUUUCUUCAAGAGAAGAAACAGCAGGACAUAAAGGAGAAACAGAUGGAAUGCAAACUUCAGAACAUGAAGAAACAAAAUGAAGUCUUGCAAGUAAAGAUUAAUGAAGCACUGCAGAGAACUGCACAAGUGCUUCAUGAGAAGAAACAACUGGAAACUGAAUACAGAGAACUGGAAGGCCGAAAUAAAGACUUGGAAGAAAGGCACAAGGAAAUGCUGGUGAACCAACAGAAGCAGCCCAACGUGGAUAUCAUAAAUGAGGGCUGGGGAAUAAUGUUUAAUCAAGCUAAGCAGCGGAUUGUAAGGCUGAUGACAGAAAAGAAGCAGAACAGCUACCAGCUUCAACAAGCACAAGCUGUUAAUCAGGAGAUCUGUGAGAAUCUCGAACACGCUGACAACAAGAAUCAGCAGCUGCAAGUACAGCUUGAUGAAGCCCUGGAGAAAAACCAAGAGCUUCUUCAGGAAAAAGAGCAACUGGAAAAAAUGCAGAAAAAGACACAACUUAUUCUCCAAGACUUAAAAAGGAAAAAUCUAGAACUACACGCAUGUCAUAAUGAAAUGAGGGAGAAAACCAUUGAACUAGAAGGAGAAAGGGGAAAACUGAAAAAACAAUGCUCAGGCAUGCAGUAUAGGAUCAAUGACAUGCUGAGAAAGAACGCAGAGCUCAAGGAACUUAAUAACAAGUUGAAGUGCAAAAACAAUAACAUGCAGGUUCAAGAGCAAGAACUGGAGAAAGCGCAUAAUGACCUGAAGUGUACGCUUCAAGAAAUCCAGAGCAGAAAUGAGGAGUUAAAAGACAUGUACAACAAAGUACAGCAGAGGAAUACAGACAUGCACGAGGAAAAGCUAAUACAGGAGGCAAAAUCUAAAGAUCUGAAAGAAAAGCUUGAAGAAAAACAAGCACAAUUAGAAGAACUGGAGAAAAAAUGCAAGAAACUUGAGGAGGAAAUUACAGUAACAACCGAAGAACUGAAAACCCUCAUCCUACAGAAAAAAGAGCUCCAGGAACAGUGCCUGAAAAAGAAGAAGAAACGCUUCUGGUUUUUCAGGAGGAGGGACCCUCCUGUUUCCUCACUUGAUUAUAAGGUGGUGUAGCCUGGUCUUCCUCCACCGCUUUUCUAUCUCC